GCAUAAACGCGGUUGCAGACGUCACAUACGCCGUGGCUCAGUACUCUCAGGGUCGGCGAAAGAACGAUCAGAUCCGUCUGUCAAUUGGCGUUGACUACGGCGAUGUCUAUGUCCUGCAGUCCGACACAGUGGGCGCCGCAGUGGACCUUGCCUUUGAG
Molecule: messenger RNA, 158 nt
Organism: Sphaeroforma arctica JP610
Lineage: Eukaryota; Ichthyosporea; Ichthyophonida
Exons: 1
Source: RefSeq, a predicted model, not a curated record